Heterobasidion irregulare TC 32-1 is the source of this 1437-nucleotide messenger RNA. RefSeq lists its product as uncharacterized. The annotation marks the transcript as partial. The transcript is spliced from 3 exons. Lineage: Eukaryota; Fungi; Basidiomycota; Agaricomycetes; Russulales; Bondarzewiaceae. Gene Ontology annotation, cellular component: actin cortical patch. Gene Ontology annotation, molecular function: phosphatidate phosphatase activity. The record is from RefSeq and is a predicted model, not a curated record.
CCGCCACGCACCAUAGGCGCUCCGUACGACGUCGACAUUUUUGUGUCCGGGUACGCCGUCAAGCACCGUGCGCCCGGGCUCCUCACCCGCUCGCAGAAGACGGUCCUCAAGCUCGCAAAAACCUUUGCCGCGCUCCCUAAAUUUGCCGGGCCCCCAAGCCCAAGCUCGAGCCACGAAAAUCUCUCCAGGAUGUCUCUCUCCAAAUCAACAGAAGAACUCCUCGCAUCGAUGGAGCUGCCCCCCCGGCCGGACGAAAUGACCCCAGAGCUCGAGCUCCGCACGCUCCACAGCUCGAGCUCGCGCUCGCGCAACGGCUCGUCCGCCACCCUCGCGAGCACCUCGCAGACCUCGCUCGUGCCCUCCUCCACAGGCUCCUUCCCGCCCGCCUUCCCCGACCUCCCGCCGCUCCCCGGGAGCCCCCCGCCUCCGGCUACGGCCGCGUCCGCGUCCGCGCCCCCGUCUAGCCUGCAGAACGAGCUUCAGCGUCUGCACGCGAACCUCGAGUCCCGCCUCGCCCCGUUCUGGGCCGCCGCCCUCUCCGCGCGCACCGUCCGCGUCGCGGUGCACCCCCUGGCCGCGGCCGCUGCCGCCGCCGGCGACGACGCGAGCUCCGACGACGGGCGCGCCGGGGGGCACGCGGCGAUUGUGGCGGGUAGCGCGACGACGAGCGCGGACGGCGCGUUCCAGAUCAGGCUCACGAUCCCGUGGGAGGAUCUCUGCACGCACCCGAUGGGCGUGCACGUCGCGUUCGGCGACCCGACGCGCGAGCACGACUUUGUGCUCCGCGCGGAGCUGCUCCCCGCGCCGACGACGCAGCCGACGACGCCGACCGCGACGUCGACCCUAGCGGGCGCGCCCGCCUCCCGCACGCCGUCGCCGCCCGCGGCGCCGAGCGCGGCGGCGGAGGCGGUCGUGCCGCUCACGCACUCGCCCGUGCGCGUCAUCUCGGACAUCGACGACACGUGCAAGCUGUCGCACGUCGCGAGCGGCGCGCGCGCGGUGUUCUACAACGUGUUCGUGCGCGAUUUGCACGAGAGCUUGAUUCGCGGCAUGGGCGACUGGUACGGCGCCAUGUGGGCCCGCGGCGUGCGCUUCCACUACGUCUCCAACGGCCCGUUCGAGCUGCUCCCCGUCAUCACCGAGUUCUUCCAGCUCGCGCGCCUCCCGCCAGGCUCCAUCCGCCUGCGGUCCUACGGCACCCGCACGCUCUUCACGGGGCUCCUCUCCGCGCCCGCGACGCGCAAGCGCGCGGGCGUGCUCGACGUCCUCGCGAGCUUCCCGCGCGCGCGCUUCCUCCUCGUCGGCGACGCGGGCGAGCAGGACCUCGAGCUCUACGCCGCGCUCGCGCGCGAGCGCCCCGCGCAGGUGCUCGCGGUGUUCAUUCGCGACGUGACGCCGUACGGCGGGGGCGAGGUCGGCAUCCAGGACCCGACGGGC